AUGCAUUUCAGGAGACUGCUGCACACGACUGCCCGGGUGUCGAGACACUACACGACGACGUUCAAGGCGUCGAACCUCGGCCAGAACUUGGCCAAGUACGACAUUUACGCCCUGGCAGACAAGCCGGAAAACAACGUGGAGAUGAUCUCGGACGACUCGAUAGUGUUUUCGAACCUCAAGGUGGUGCGGUCGCCGGCGCCCGGACAGGGCCAGCCGGUGGGGGCGUUGCUCCUAAACAACCAGAUCUUCGAGCUGAGCUUGGAGGGCAUCGAGCUGCAGCACAACGGGGUGGUGGUGGAGCUUGGCGAGGCGGUGACGGACGUGCUUGGGUUGGUGUACCCGAAGCCGGAGUUGCUUGUGGCCGGGCUCGGGAAGCGCACAAGGAUGUUGGGGCCCAAGACGAAGGAGAGGCUGAGCCAGCUUGGGAUACGUGUGGAGACGGGGGACACGAGGAGCAGUGCCUUGAGCUACGACUUGUUGGCGACGGAGCGGUCGCCAGCGCUUGUGGCGUCGAUCAUGCUGCCGCCGAACCUCUGA
Pichia membranifaciens NRRL Y-2026 is the source of this 537-nucleotide messenger RNA. RefSeq lists its product as hypothetical. Gene Ontology annotation, cellular component: mitochondrial inner membrane. Gene Ontology annotation, biological process: mitochondrial respiratory chain complex I assembly. The record is from RefSeq and is a predicted model, not a curated record. The transcript has a single exon. Bases 1 to 537 code for a protein of 178 amino acids. Lineage: Eukaryota; Fungi; Ascomycota; Pichiomycetes; Pichiales; Pichiaceae.